AUCAAACUCUAUUGCAUUGCAAGUUAAAAAAAAGUAAAAACUACUCAUACAUUCCUUCACCACCAAAAUUUUCCCCCAAAAAUUAUCCUCCCAAUUUUCAAAUCCUAGAGAGAUAAUCAGCUAAUUUAUCCGACGAUGAGGCCCCCGAAGAGGCCGAUCCAGUCCGUAACGGCGUGGGUGCGGCGGCAGCCGCCCAAGGUGAAGGCGUUCCUCGCUGUAAUCACCGGCAUGGCCGUGCUCAUUGUCCUCCGCGCCAUUGUCAACGAUCACGACAACCUUUUUGUCGCCGCGGAAGCUGUGCACUCGGUUGGAAUUUCCGUUCUUAUCUAUAAAUUGAUGAAGGAGAAGACUUGCGCUGGGAUUUCACUCAAAUCACAGGAGCUAACAGCAAUCUUUUUGGCUGUUAGAUUGUAUUGCAGCUUUGUCAUGGAAUAUGACAUACAUACUGUGCUCGACCUGGCUACGCUGGCUACUACCUUGUGGGUUAUUUAUAUGAUCAGAUUUAAAUUGAAGUCAAGUUAUAUGGAAGAUAAAGACAAUUUUUUGCUAUACUAUGUGCUGGCCCCUUGUGCUGUUUUAGCUUUAGUAAUUCACCCAACUACAUCACACCACCUCAUUAACAGGAUUUUCUGGGCCUUCUGUGUCUAUCUGGAAGCUGUUUCCGUGUUACCACAGCUACGUGUCAUGCAAAACACAAAGAUUGUUGAACCCUUUACUGCUCAUUAUGUUUUUGCAUUGGGUGUUGCGAGGUUCUUGAGCUGUGCUCACUGGGUCCUUCAGGUUUUGGACAGUCGAGGUCAUCUCCUCGUGGCACUGGGUUACGGCCUUUGGCCAUCAAUGGUUCUUAUUUCUGAAAUUGUUCAAACUUUCAUUCUUGCCGACUUUUGCUAUUACUAUAUCGAAAGCGUUUUCGGUGGUCAGCUCGUGUUACGCCUUCCUUCUGGAGUGGUCUAACCAGUUGCUACGCAAGCUUCUCCCGUUGUCUCUUAGUGUUGCUUAUGGGGGUUCUGGUUGGUUAACAGAAAUCAAGAGGUUGCAACAAACUGGAUAUCAAAAUUGACUUAACUCACCAGAUUCUUUUGUUACACCAUAAUUUUCUAUAGAGUCGAUCACGAUGCAAGCAUGUUUCGGUUCUUCGUCAACGGUGCCAUAUUUAGCUGAAAAAUGUAGAGUGACUGUGCGGAAGGAGAAAGAUUAAUGUCCAUAUUUAACAAUUAUCCUUGUAAGUUUAAUUUUACAUAAGUUUAGUUUAGUAGAUUUCUUGUUUUCUCUGUUUUAUUAGCUCUUGAUUGUUCUCAUUUGUGCAAAAUGGAUUAAAUUUAGACUCGAGCUAUUUAUGUGUCAUUGUUUGCUUUCAGUUGUAAGAGAUGGAUUCCUACAUGAAAAUUGGAGGCUUUUGCUUA
Molecule: messenger RNA, 1403 nt
Organism: Salvia hispanica
Lineage: Eukaryota; Viridiplantae; Streptophyta; Magnoliopsida; Lamiales; Lamiaceae
Product: ER lumen protein retaining receptor family protein
Biological process (GO): protein retention in ER lumen
Cellular component (GO): membrane
Molecular function (GO): ER lumen protein retrieval receptor activity
Source: RefSeq, a predicted model, not a curated record